Molecule: messenger RNA, 1797 nt
Organism: Equus caballus (horse)
Lineage: Eukaryota; Metazoa; Chordata; Mammalia; Perissodactyla; Equidae
Gene: HMOX2
Product: heme oxygenase 2
Biological process (GO): response to oxidative stress; heme catabolic process; heme oxidation
Molecular function (GO): heme binding; heme oxygenase (decyclizing) activity
Source: RefSeq, a predicted model, not a curated record
GCAGGCCCCGCCCCCACUGCGUGCGCACGUCCGCCGCCCUCGCGCCCGCCCGCUCGGCUGCGGCGGCCGCGGCUCCUGAGGGAGAAGGUGACGGACGCGGGGACGCGGGGAGUGAAGGACGGCAGAGCGGACUCGCGGUCGGACCAGAGAAGUGAGAGCAGCAAGAACUACACUCAGCAACCAUGUCAGUGGAACUGGAGACCUCAGAGGGGGUGGAUGAGUCAGAGAAAAAGAGCUCUGGGACCCCAGAAAAAGAAAACCACACCAGGAUGGCUGACCUCUCCGAGCUCCUGAAGGAAGGGACCAAGGAAGCACACGACCAGGCAGAAAACACCAAGUUUGUCAAGGACUUCUUGAAAGGCAACAUUAAGAAGGAGCUGUUUAAGCUGGCCACUACUGCACUUUACUUCACAUACUCAGCCCUCGAGGAGGAAAUGGACCGCAACAAGGACCACCCAGCCUUUGCCCCCUUGUACUUCCCCUUGGAGCUUCACCGGAAGGAGGCCCUGACCAAGGACAUGGAGUAUUUCUUUGGUGAGGACUGGGAGGAGCAGGUGCAGUGCUCUGAGGCUGCCCGAAAGUAUGUGGAGCGGAUCCACUACGUGGGGCAGAAUGAGCCGGAGCUGCUGGUUGCCCACGCCUACACCCGCUACAUGGGGGACCUCUCGGGGGGCCAAGUGCUAAAGAAGGUGGCCCAGCGGGCACUGAAACUCCCUAGCACGGGGGAAGGGACCCAGUUCUACCUGUUUGAGAAUGUGGACAACGCGCAGCAGUUCAAGCAGUUGUAUCGGGCCAGGAUGAACGCAUUGGACCUGAACUUGAAGACCAAAGAAAAGAUCGUGGAGGAAGCCAACAAGGCCUUCGAGUACAACAUGCAGAUAUUCAAUGAACUGGACCACGCUGGCUCCUUGCUAGCCAACGAGACCCUGGAGGAUGGGCUCCCUUUGCAUGAUGGGAAAGGAGAUAUGGGUAAAUGCCCCUACUAUGCUGCUAAACAAGACAAAGGUGUCCUGGAGGGCAGCAGCUGUCCCUUCCAAACAGCCGUGGCUGUGCUGAGCAAGCCCAGCCUCCAGUUCAUUCUGGCCGUCGGUGUGGCCCUGGCUGCUGGCCUCUUGGCCUGGUACUACAUGUGAAGGACCCAUCACACCAUGCUCGCACCGUCCUCCUGAGUGACCACUGGCCCACCCCCACCCCCAACCGGGACUAAACUACCACCUCAGGUGACUUUUUCUUAAUGCUGGGUUUGAGAAAACAAGCAACCAAUAAAAGCCAGAUGCUGAAGCCUCUAUCUGUCAGCAUCCUCUUGGCAGGUCAAAUGCUGAGCUGGGUUCAAGCCCAUCCUCCCUGCAGCCCCCAGGCUAUAGCACCAGGAGCAGCCAGUGCAGCUCACCGGGCUGACCUGGGCCUCUGGAACCAGCUCUGCUCCCUGGGCACCCACACCUCUGACCCGAGGCUCGUUCCCGUUGUUCUUCCUUGUGUCGGCAUUUAAAUGGAGAUUUUCCCCGUCCUGGGAGCAGAGCACUCAGCAACCCUAGGCUGCCAUAGCUAUGUGGGAGGGAGGGGGGCCUCUCCAGAUGCUGCUGUUCUACUGUGGGGCCUCUCCCCAGGGUCAGGGGGAGCUAAGAGGGGCAGAGGCCAAGCUUGCACCCUGCCUCAGCGGCCCUGGGAGCCAUGUCCUGGGUAGCCGUCCUCGUCCCUCUCAAGCAGAAACCCCUGAGAGGGCUCUGUUCAGCUGUGACCUCUCUUCUCUGCCCUGUGUAAAUGCUACAGCACUCAAUAAAGCGGACUCUAACAGCU